AUGCUGCAAGAAUCCUGGAAUCUUGGACUUAAAUGGGAUGAUGCCCUGCCAGAAGGUCUAUCGAAAGGAUUUUGGAACUGGCUGAAGGGUAUAAAGAAUCUUUCAGAGGUCAAAAUACCUCGAUGGAUGAAGCUGAGUCAAGAUGAAGAAGAAGGAAAAAAGGAAAUUAUUUGGAAAUUUAUACCACCAUCAGCUCCAUGGUCGGGAGGAUGGUGGGAGCGCCUUAUUGCCUUAGUAAAAGACCUUUUGAAGAAAGUUCUAGGUCGAGCAUGCCUGAGUUACGAAGAAUUGAAUACGAUUCUAUGCGAUUGCGAAGACAUCGUAAAUUCAAGACCCAUUACCUAUGUUUCUGAACAUGAUGAUUUGAAACCUAUAACACCAUCUUCCUUCAUCAGAGAACGUAGGAAAGAUGGAAUUCCAGAUCUUGAACAUUUGAAACUAUCUCCUGAGUAUUUUCGAAAGCGGCGACUGUAUAGGUGUAAACUGCAAGAAGAUCUCAGAAAUCGAUUCCGACAGGAAUACUUGGGGCAGCUGAGGCAACAAACUAAGAAAAUGAUAAAAACCCACGAUUUCAAGGUGGGAGAAGUGGUUAUUGUCGAAGUAACCAAUCAAAAACGUCUGAAUUGGCCUCUGGGGAAAAUAACAGAAAUAUUCCCUGGUAAGGACGGUUCAGUUCGUCUUGUGAAAGUAAAAACGAAGAACGGCGAAUUUCUGAGACCUGUACAGCGUCUCUACGCCCUUGAGGUUCAAACGCCUUCAGUAGAGAAUCUACCAGAGAAGAGAGCAUCUGAAAUUGAAGAUGAGAAAGAAGAGGCAGUACAACAGCAAUAUGUUGAACAUUCCGAGAAGCUACCAGAAUCGGACGAAACGUCUUUGCCAAAUCUAAAUGCCAGGAAAACCCGUUUCGGCCGAAAGAUUCAAAUUCCCAAACGACUGGACAUGUGA
This is a messenger RNA of Argiope bruennichi, 945 nucleotides long. RefSeq lists its product as uncharacterized. The record is from RefSeq and is a predicted model, not a curated record. The transcript has a single exon. The coding region runs from base 1 to 945 and encodes 314 amino acids. Gene Ontology annotation, molecular function: nucleic acid binding. Lineage: Eukaryota; Metazoa; Arthropoda; Arachnida; Araneae; Araneidae.